GCUGCUAUUGCGAAGAACGAGAAAGUGUCCAAUGAAACUGUGGAGGUUUAUUUUAGCAGCAUCUGUGGUGGCUCUCGUAUGUGCAGAUGAAACUGAUGAAAUAUGGGAGGCCUAUCAGCUUAUCCCAAAUGCAGCCAAACUAAACGCCUCCAAAUUCAUGAAGCGCGUUAUAGGGUUGGAAAAAAUCAUCGGCGGUCAUUCGGUGGAUGUUAGAAGUUUUCCCUAUCAACUGUCGUUAAGAAGCAACAGUUAUCACAUUUGCGGUGCAUCUGUGAUCUCCCGUGAUUGGGCUCUAACAGCCGCACAUUGCGUUGCUUCACAGAAGAACCUUUCUGCCAUUUCACUUCGAGCUGGGAGCAGCGACCGGUCGUUCGGCGGCACUAUCUACAACGUUUCCCAAAUAGCCGUUCAUCCUCAGUAUAACCCGCUGUUGUUCGAUCAUGAUGUUGCCUUGUUACGAGUUUCGGGACCUUUCAAAAGUACUGAUGUGAAAUCAAUUCUCAUUGCAUCCGAAGGAUAUGAGCCACUUGAAGGACUGCGAAGCAUGGUAACCGGUUGGGGAAGAAUGCAAAGUAAUGAUCGACUGCCAGACCUAUUACAUGCUGUAGAUAUUCCUAUAAUUUCGAGAGAAGAGUGCGGUCGCUUCUGGGGCGAGUCACUCGUUACUAAUAAGUUUCUUAUUCUUGAUAGUAUGAUUUGCGCUGGUCAGGCAGGGCGUGACUCUUGUAAUGGUGAUAGCGGUGGACCAUUGGUUACCGGUGGUCGACAAAUUGGAGUUGUGUCCUGGGGAUCAACCGACUGCGGAGGACCACUUCCUGCUGUUUAUACUAAUUUAGGACGAGAUACUGUGAGACGAUUUAUUUUUAAGGUAGCUGGUAUCUGAAUAAAUAAUUGUUUUUAUUUUAAA
Toxorhynchites rutilus septentrionalis is the source of this 907-nucleotide messenger RNA. Its product is annotated as trypsin 3A1-like. Gene Ontology annotation, molecular function: serine-type endopeptidase activity. Bases 32 to 883 code for a protein of 283 amino acids. The record is from RefSeq and is a predicted model, not a curated record. NCBI's taxonomy places the organism in Eukaryota, Metazoa, Arthropoda, Insecta, Diptera, Culicidae. The transcript is spliced from 5 exons. Gene Ontology annotation, biological process: proteolysis.